Molecule: messenger RNA, 2272 nt
Organism: Anoplopoma fimbria (sablefish)
Lineage: Eukaryota; Metazoa; Chordata; Actinopteri; Perciformes; Anoplopomatidae
Gene: pcolce2b
Product: procollagen C-endopeptidase enhancer 2b
Exons: 9
Coding region: 102-1409 (435 amino acids)
Molecular function (GO): protein binding
Source: RefSeq, a predicted model, not a curated record
ACAAACGCUAUAUUCAUCUGCUCCGGCUUGCAGUUACUGAAACUCCCAGCAGGAACUCCUGGGUAGCCCACUUUACACCACCGUUUGAGCAGCCGAACACAAUGCCACUCAUGUCCCAGGGCGAAAACAGCAGAAGAGCCUGCUCCGUUAACCCAACUAUGUGGAGAACAUGCAGUCUUUUUUGCGCAUGGAGUCUGCUGUUCUUCACAGAGGUUUGCGCGCAGUCCCAGCGGAGACCAACCUUCACCUGCGGAGGAAACAUUACAGGGGACUCUGGAGUAAUCGGGAGCCAGGGGUACCCCGGAGUUUACCCUCCAAAUACCAAAUGUGUGUGGAGAAUCACAGUCCCUGAGGGAAAGGUGGUGGUCCUGUCAUUCCGCUUUAUUGACCUGGAGAGCGACAACCUGUGCCGCUAUGACUAUGUGGAUGUUUACAGUGGCCAUGUCAGUGGGCAGAGGCUUGGUCGCUUCUGUGGGACGUUCAAGCCAGGAGCACUGGUUUCCACGGGCAACAAGAUGCUCCUACAGAUGGUAUCUGAUGCCAACACGGCUGGUAGUGGCUUCCUGGCUGUUUUCACUGCUGCCCACCCACAUGAAAGAGGGGACCAGUACUGUGGAGGCAGAUUGGACAAGCCUGCUGGGACUUUCAAAACUCCCAACUGGCCUGAGAAGGACUAUCCAGCUGGUGUCACCUGCUCCUGGCACAUAGUGGCACCAAAGAACCAGAUUAUUGAAGUCAAGUUUGAGAAGUUUGAUGUGGAAAGAGAUAACUACUGCCGCUAUGAUCACGUCUCCAUUUUCAACGGCGCAGAAAUCAACGAUGCCAAGAGGAUUGGCAAAUAUUGUGGAGACAGCCCCCCAGAUCCAGUGUUUUCAGAUGGGAACCAGCUCCUCAUCCAGUUCCUGUCAGAUCUCAGUCUAACCGCAGACGGCUUCAUUGGACACUACAAGUUCAGACCAAAGAAAUUCCCCUCCACUACGAUACCACCCACCACUACCACACAGCCAGUCACCACCAGGCCCAUACCUCUGAAGUACUCUGUAGCCCUCUGCCAGCAGAAAUGCAAAAGACGAGGAACACUUGAGAGCAAUUACUGCUCCAGCAAUUUUGUAAUAACCGGGACAGUCAUCACUGCUGUGAUGAGAGAAGGAAGUAUGUACGCCACGGUCUCUAUCAUCAACGUGUAUAAAGAAGGCAAUCUGGCCAUCCAGCAGGCAGGAAAGACCAUGAGCACCAAGAUCGUUAUCCUGUGCAAGAAGUGUCCUUUUAUCAGGAGAGGCUUGAACUACGUCUUCAUGGGCCAGACGGACGAGGACGGCCGGGGUAAAAUCGCCCCUCAGCACUUUGUCAUGGCGUUUAAGACAAAGAACCAGAAAGGACUCAAUGUUCUGAAAAACAAGCGGUGCUGAGUUCCAGUAGCGCUGAGGAUUUCCACUAUACAGGUUUGCCUGAGGCUCAGCUGUGGAUGGAAACAAUUAUCUCAAACUCAACAACACAAACACAGUCCAACAACAAAACUGAAUAACAUAAAAUCUACAUUAUUCAUUCAAUUAAUUCAUUUUUGCCGCAGAUCACAUGUUUUUAGAAUAAAAAGAAGACGAGACCAGUCGGUUAGUCUGUUUUACAACCUCAGACUAAUCAGCAAGAAAAUUAGUUGUUUCCAACGCUGUUCCACAGCCCAUUCUCACUCUGCACAGUCACAUUCCUGUCAUGCCCCUAGCAGGGAUUUAAAUUGUAGCCAGUUGCAGGAGCCCGAAAUAUCGAGUAUAGCUAUUCACAAAGAUGUGCUUCAUAAAACAUUAAUCAGAUUGUUUAAAACUUCCAGUGUCCACAUCUGUUUUGUUCCACAUUUUACUUUUCAGUCAUUUCACUUUUAGGCUGUGGAGUGCAAUGUGAAUAAAUCGUGGGGUUUAUUAUUUAGUAUGCAUUAAACAAAUAUAGUCUUACAUUUCCAAAGGCUAAAUUCAUAAGGGAUUUGUCACAGCUGACUGUUGUAUUUUUAAUGACAGCGUCAACAGUCUGGAGUUUUAGUGAUGAUAAAAAGUGCAAUAUUUAAUAUGUAUGUGAUUCUUUUUGAAAGAUUAUAUGCUGGUUUUAUGAGGAACUUCCUAUCUAAAGCUCUUUUUCUUUAGUUUGUUUACAGAUGCAAAGCAACGCUUUGAGCAUUCAUCUUUUACUUGUUUUUUAAAGGCAGAGUUAUGAAAUUAAUAAUAUUUUCAUAUGAAAAAGUCUGUGAAUAUUAUUUAUAUUUUAUUGUUUUCAUCUUCCCAAA